Messenger RNA from Drosophila mauritiana, 2932 nucleotides. RefSeq names its product hemicentin-2 (gene dpr4). Gene Ontology annotation, cellular component: neuron projection membrane. Bases 985 to 1956 code for a protein of 323 amino acids. Lineage: Eukaryota; Metazoa; Arthropoda; Insecta; Diptera; Drosophilidae. Gene Ontology annotation, biological process: synapse organization. The record is from RefSeq and is a predicted model, not a curated record. The transcript has 6 exons.
UCCUGACGCAAGGAUGCCCGUGAACGCUGCUCCGUUGUCGCCGUCGGAUAAAUCACUCAUACGGGAAGGGAAGCACCGGGAAAAGGGAAAGUGCCAGCAGAAGCAGCAGGAGCAGGAGCAACACCAUCGCCACAUCGCAUUGUGCCACAUUUAAAAAUGAAAACAGACGAGGGAAUGAAGUGAAGGCAGAAGCCAAAAGCCGUUUAAUAACUAAAUCCCACGGAGCCAUCGUUGGUCACGUUCUGAGACGGAUACACAAAAUGCCUCUCUCCGCGUAUCCUUCGAACUUGUGUGUUCGUGUGUGUGUGCCUGCGUCUGUAACUGUGACUGUGUCUGUGUGCUUCCCCCUGUCUCAGUGUAAGUGUGCAUACCUAUAGGGCUCUGGCUGGCACCUAAUGUGGCCAACACACACAUACGCACAUUGCCGACUAUACGAAUAUAAUAAUAUAAAGCCCACGUCCUUGUCGCUCGCCUCGCUGUCAUCGUGUGCGUGCGUGUCCAUGUGUCCACUUCCGCCGAACGGAUAUAUUUUCGAAAUCCGCGCUAUUAAGCCACGCACCCAAGUAAGCCAGUAAGCCAGACCAAAAUAAACCUGUGUCUGCGAUUGGGCCACUUUUUUGACCAUUGUUGAACCGAAUUGAUUGGUGAACUGUGACGUUGGUGAAUUGCGGCAUUGUUGAAUGCCAAUCGUUAUUGUGCAACUGUUGAAUGGGCCAUGCCAGCGGGCCCGCCUAAUUAUUGCGCAUUGCGCAACCGAAUGUCAAAGCCAAGAUCGAGUGUAACGCAGUUGUAAAAUCAAAGAGCUCAAGUAUUUUGCCCGUUUGGAUUACGUGGAGGAUGACGCUGGUGUCAUUUGGAAGUCAUUGCCGAGACCCAUUAUUAAACCUUAAACCGUAAACGGAGCAAAUACAACAGCCGGCAGGAGCGGAGGACUCCUCAUCGCCCUCAUCCAAAUAGCUAGCAGCCGAGUGGAGAGCAUAAAACAUGUGGACAACGGACUGCCCGGGAGCGUUGAAAGCGAUUUGCCUGGUGCCGCUGUGGCUGCUCCUCAUCCUCGAUUGCGGCACGGUCGGUGGCGAGGUGCCGCCGCAUUACUGGGAAACCCCGUACUCGCAGCCGUACUUCGACAACUCCUCGAGGCGUGAGGUCACCGCAACCGUGGGCCAGGCGGCCCUGCUGCACUGCCGCGUCCGGAAUCUGGGCGAUCGAGCGGUGUCCUGGAUAAGGAAGCGCGACCUGCACAUCCUGACGGUGGGAAUACUAACGUACACAAACGACCAGCGCUUCCAGUCGCUGCACUCCGAGGGAUCCGACGAGUGGACGCUGCGCAUCUCAUCGCCGCAGCCGCGGGAUUCGGGCACCUACGAGUGCCAGGUGUCCACGGAGCCGAAGAUCAGCCAGGGAUUCCGCCUCAACGUUGUGGUGUCGCGGGCCAAGAUCCUGGGCAACGCGGAGCUCUUCAUCAAGAGCGGCAGCGACAUCAAUCUCACCUGCCUGGCGAUGCAGUCGCCGGUGCCGCCAUCGUUCAUCUACUGGUACAAGGGCAAGCGGGUCAUGAAUUACUCGCAGCGCGGUGGCAUCAACGUCAUCACGGAGCGUUCCACACGGACCAGCAAGCUGCUCAUAGCCAAGGCCACGCCGGCGGAUUCGGGCAACUACACGUGCUCCCCGAGCAGCUCAGAUGCCGCCUCCGUGGUGGUGCACGUCAUCAACGGGGAACAUCCGGCCGCCAUGCAGCACGGCAACAGCAGCGCCAGCUGCCUGCGCCCCCUUUCAGCCACGUCCGUGCCUUUCGUCCUUGCCACCUGGAUGUCGAUGACGGUGGCGUCUGUCGCCUGGAACUCUAACCUCAACGGCAACUGGAAGUGGAGCCCCGACUGGCGCUGGCACUGGAACCCCAAAUGGAAUUGGAGCAACCUGGCCGCCGGUCUAGUGGGCCUCUGGAGCUGGAGCUGAUCCGGAAGGCAGUUGCAUUGGCAGUCGAAGAUCCAAAACGCUGAGCAACGGUCCCGGCCAAGUUGGGACUGAAGCACUCCUCGCCAGGUGCAUUUAAUGAGAGCGGCGGUGGAGCGAAGUCUUACGAACUAGUGUACAUAUACAGUGUGUCCUUCAACGAGUAUUAUCUAUAAGACAUCCCCGAGCAGGCAGGCAGUAUUACGCAAGGAGUUUUAAUCAACCACAGUCAACAGGAAGAGUCCAGGCCACAUGCACUAUUCAUACUCAUAGUCGGGAGAAAUUAAUGAGAAAGUAUAACGUAACAAAAUCGCAGCAGCUGCUGUUCAACCCAAAAAUCAAUGUUUUCAUUGUAUAUCAUUUGAAAUUCAUUUCGCUUUCGCACACAGGGCUAUAAUCACCGCAAAACCGGCCAAAAGUCAGCAAUUAUAGAGAACCUUUCGGUUUACAGUAUCAUUUGGGCUUAUUGAAGCAGAAAUGUCCGAUUGUAUAUAUACAAUACACAAACAUAAAUAAUUUAGGCCCUCGAUUGUUUAUUUAUUCAUACCGAAAUCAAACACCCUGCACGUUGGGAACUGAAGUGAAUGAAGUGAAUAGAUGGGGAGGCUAGCCCCCUCUAUAUUUAUAUAUACAUAUAUAUAUAUAUAGAUGGUUAUUCAGUGUAUAUGGAUAAGUUUUUAUCUGGUUGUCAGCCGCAAAAUUGUUCUACGUAGUCCAUCAUCUAGUUACUGUGUAAAAUAUUCAUAAUUGAUAAUUGUACAUUUAGAGGUCGGUUUUAAGCGGUCUUGAUAAGACUUUUAAGCAGUAAGUGCGAACGGAUCGAUUCGAUCGCGGUUCAACCCGAAACCAAAUAGCGAAAAAAAGGAAAAACUUACAGAAAUUAUUAAAACUAACGAAAAAUGAUAAAAUGGUAAUGAAGCUAACCUAAGCAGAGUCAAGUAUGUUUUUCUGUUUAAACAAUGCAAAAAUAAACGAACAA